CGUCUGACGUCUGCCCCGCCACUGAAUCGGAAGUUCUGGCUGCAGUUGCGUGGAAAUGGGCACUGGUGGGCGUAGUGGGCUUCGGCCAGGCAAGGGGAACGCAGAAGGGGUGACAGCGGGCAAGGGGAAGGCGGAUGGGGUGGCAGUGACUCCUACUGCUGCCUCAGCCUCCUGCCAGUACAGGUGUAUCGAAUGCAACCAGGAGGCCAAGGAGUUGUACCGAGACUAUAACCACGGCGUGCUGAAGAUAACCAUCUGUAAAUCCUGCCAGAAACCUGUAGACAAAUACAUCGAGUAUGAUCCUGUUAUCAUCUUGAUUAAUGCUAUUUUAUGCAAAGCCCAGGCCUACAGGCAUAUUCUUUUCAAUACUAAAAUAAACAUGCAUGGAAAACUCUGCGUCUUCUGUUUGCUAUGUGAAGCUUACCUGAGAUGGUGGCAGCUUCAAGAUUCGAGCCGGAUCACUGAUCCUGAUGACUUUAUCAGAUAUGCCAAGGAAUGGGAUUUCUAUAGAAUGUUUGCAAUUGCUUCUCUAGAACAAACUGCCUAUUUUAGUGGCAUUUUUACUUUCCUGUGGAUAGAACGACCCCUAAGAGCGAAAAAAAAACUCAACUUCGUUUUGCUGCUGAAAGCAUUAUUAUUAUCCAGCUACGGAAAACUCCUGCUGAUUCCAGCUGUCAUUUGGGAACAUGAUUACACACCCCUGUGCCUCAGACUCAUUAAAGUAUUUGUCCUCACAUCAAACUUUCAGGCAAUUAGAGUGACCCUGAAUGUCAGCCGCAAGCUCUCCUUCUUGGCCAUCCUGAGUGGCUUACUGGUGGAGAGCACUAUGGUCUACUUCUUCCAGAGGAUGGAAUGGGCUGUCGGGAGCGACUGUGCCAUCUACAAGUCUCAAGACUUUUGAAGAGUUUCAUUCUUUACCAUCUGUGGCAUGACCAGCUUGCAUCCGUAAAAUAGAAGACAUAAAAUAUAAACCACGCUUCUCAUUAUUGUUGUGUAAAACAAAGCAAAGAUCUGGAUAUGCUUCCUGGGGAAAAAAAAGCAACGAUUAUGGUGCUGGGGACUCCUAACCCAUCACCCCAGCUCUACAUGUAGGAAACAGACCAGGUACAGAUUUGCACACACAGACACUCAGACACAAGGAAUGUUGCCACAGGAAGGGACGUACACAGCAAGUGACGAGGUUGACCUUCUAGACUGUUCAGGUAAGCGUUCAGGCUGAAGGAACACGAACUCCUGAGUCACAGAUAAGAAGAUAAGAAGAGCUCUGUUUCAUUCCUUUGCCGUAUUUAUAUUUAUAUUUAAAUGUUAAUGGUUAAACUGAGCUUUUGUGAAUUUUCAAUUCAGUAUCUUCUCCUGUGACUAAGUUACUCUCUGAAAUCAGCUGAUCCAAAAAGAAAUAACUAAAAACAGCUGCCUUGUACACUUUACAGGAGUGAAGUAUAUCUCAGCAGAGCUGUUAUUAAAUAAAUAGUUGUGUCACCUGUC
Messenger RNA from Phacochoerus africanus (Common warthog), 1485 nucleotides. RefSeq names its product ARV1 homolog, fatty acid homeostasis modulator (gene ARV1). Bases 56 to 901 code for a protein of 281 amino acids. The record is from RefSeq and is a predicted model, not a curated record. Gene Ontology annotation, cellular component: cortical endoplasmic reticulum; Golgi apparatus. Gene Ontology annotation, biological process: intracellular sterol transport; sphingolipid metabolic process; regulation of plasma membrane sterol distribution. The transcript has 6 exons. Lineage: Eukaryota; Metazoa; Chordata; Mammalia; Artiodactyla; Suidae.